GGUCACGUGGUAGAAACCGGAGGAACGACAGCGUGCAACUGUGAAUGACUUUAUCUUUUGUCCUCCUCCUAACUUACCUGCCCGGUAAAUCAACACCUGCAGUCCGAAGGAGGACGAUGUCCAACCCGCUCUCCAUAAAACUCAGGGAAGAAGAGGAAGAACAAAUAAGGAAACGUGGAGUCAGCGAGGAAAGAAAAGUUGAAUGGAUAUACUGGAAUGUCGCUCAGAAAUUGUGUUUUAUUACAAUGAGGACAUUUUGAAACGAGUUUGAGGACUUACGAAGAAGAUGUUCUCCUUUCUGCGGUCAGCCAGAGAACCCACACCUGAGAACAUCCACAUCUCUUCUCUGCCUCCCAGUAUUCCAGCGUACGAGCAGCCGGAGCAGACAACCGAACAAGCUCAUGACGUGGUGUCAGAGGAAGCAGUGAUCCAGACCACAUACACACACAGAGGCUCAGCUCCCUCCGUCUUCUUCCAAAAACAGGACAAUGACCCGAUUUCUAGUACUUACUUUGACCAGGGGGUCCAUGUUCCCGAGGAGGGGAAUGAGAAGUGCUUUAGUCUCCGUAAGCUGUGGGCCUUCACUGGGCCGGGGUUUCUGAUGAGCAUCGCCUACCUGGACCCAGGUAACAUUGAGUCUGACCUGCAGUCUGGAGCUAAAGCUGGAUUCAAGCUGCUCUGGGUGCUGCUGGGCGCCACCAUCAUCGGCCUGCUGCUGCAGAGGCUGGCGGCUCGACUGGGUGUGGUGACGGGAAUGCACCUGGCCGAAGUCUGCAACCGCCAGUACCACACUGUGCCUCGUAUCAUCCUGUGGUUGAUGGUGGAGCUUGCGAUUAUUGGCUCAGACAUGCAGGAGGUCAUCGGCUGUGCCAUUGCGUUCAACCUUCUCUCCAGCGGCAGGAUCCCCUUGUGGGGUGGAGUCCUCAUCACCAUCAUCGACACCUUUGUCUUCCUCUUCCUCGACAAGUACGGUCUGCGGAAACUGGAAGCCUUUUUUGGUGUGUUGAUCACUGUCAUGGCCAUCACAUUUGGAUAUGAGUAUGUGACAGUGAGUCCAGACCAAGCGCAGCUGCUGACAGGGAUGUUUGUGCCGUACUGCCAGGGCUGCGGGCCUGUUCAGCUGGCUCAGGCCGUCGGCAUCGUGGGAGCCGUCAUCAUGCCUCACAACAUCUACCUCCAUUCUGCUCUGGUCAAGUCUCGAGAAGUGAAUCGCUCGGACGAGAAGGAAGUCAGAGAGGCCAACAAGUAUUUCUUCAUUGAAUCGACCGUCGCGCUCUUUGUCUCUUUCCUCAUUAACGUCUUUGUGGUGGCCGUUUUCGCAGAGGCUUUCUACCAGCGCACAAACAUAGAGGUGUAUAACGUCUGUAAUCAGUCAGGAAGUCCUCACUCACAUCUGUUCCCUCUGAACAAUCAAACACUGGAGGUGGACAUUUACAAAGGGGGAGUGGUGCUCGGAUGUUUCUUUGGCCCGGCAGCGCUCUACAUCUGGGCUGUGGGGAUUCUCGCAGCUGGUCAGAGCUCCACCAUGACUGGAACGUACUCUGGUCAGUUUGUCAUGGAGGGUUUUUUGAACCUGCGCUGGUCACGUUUCGCUCGGGUGCUGUUGACACGCUCCCUCGCCAUCACCCCGACUCUGCUGGUGGCCAUUUUCCAGGACGUGCAUCGUCUCACGGGCAUGAACGACUUCCUCAACGUGCUGCAGAGCAUGCAGCUGCCAUUUGCCCUCAUUCCCAUCCUCACUUUCACCAGUUUACCUUCUCUCAUGAAAGGCUUUGCCAAUGGACUGGUGGUUAAGGUCGGGGGGGGACUGGUCAUUUUGGUCGUUUGUGCCAUCAACAUGUACUUUGUUGUGGUCUAUGUGACCGCUCUCAACAGCGCGUGGCUCUAUGUCCUGGCAACGUUUCUCUCCCUAGCAUACCUGACAUUCGUGGGAUAUUUGGUAUGGUUGUGCCUGAUUGCUCUGGGCGUUUCCUGUCUCGAUCCAAGCACAAGGAGAGGGAACGACACGACUAUUCUGAUCGAGCAGCAGCCAGAGUUUGACUCCUGAAUGACAUGCGUUCACAUGGACAUUUAUUACAAAGGUGCAGCUGUGAGUGACCUGUGUAGUGAUGUGCUGAUUUAUGUAAACAGGACCUUUUUAUAACUCUCAAAUGACAUUUUUUAUUUUAUAUGAAUGUGAAAUAUACUUGUGAAGUGCAAAGGUUUCAGGCCCUGUUUUUAAAAAAAUCCAUCAAUACUUUCAGAGUUACUUUCAUACAAAAAACUAACUGUAAAUGAAGAAAAUCGUAAAUUAAAUUAAAAUCGACUACAGUAACAACAA
Molecule: messenger RNA, 2320 nt
Organism: Solea senegalensis (Senegalese sole)
Lineage: Eukaryota; Metazoa; Chordata; Actinopteri; Pleuronectiformes; Soleidae
Product: natural resistance-associated macrophage protein 2-like
Exons: 16
Coding region: 287-2047 (586 amino acids)
Biological process (GO): metal ion transport
Cellular component (GO): plasma membrane
Molecular function (GO): iron ion transmembrane transporter activity; manganese ion transmembrane transporter activity; cadmium ion transmembrane transporter activity
Source: RefSeq, a predicted model, not a curated record